This is a messenger RNA of Rhineura floridana, 6784 nucleotides long. It is a transcript of the gene NOL6, whose product is annotated as nucleolar protein 6. Gene Ontology annotation, cellular component: UTP-C complex; small-subunit processome; CURI complex. Lineage: Eukaryota; Metazoa; Chordata; Lepidosauria; Squamata; Rhineuridae. The record is from RefSeq and is a predicted model, not a curated record. Gene Ontology annotation, biological process: rRNA processing; tRNA export from nucleus. The coding region runs from base 222 to 3908 and encodes 1228 amino acids. The transcript is spliced from 28 exons.
CCUUCUGGAUUCCAUGUGGCGGUGCUGAGUUCCCCCCACGUGGAGGCAGAAGCGGCCGGGUAGAAGGUACCAACAGGUAGCGUUGGGGGAGGAGGUAUCAGACCCUUGGCCUCUCAAUUGUGGUGUGCCACAGGGCUCUAUCCUCUCUCCCAUGCUAUUUAACAUCUAUAUGAAGCCGCUGGGAGCAAUCAUCAGGAGAUUUGGGCUGCAGUGUCAUCAAUAUGCGGAUGACACUCAGCUCUUAUCUCUCGUUUAAAUCUUCACCAGAGUUGGCUGUGGAGACCUUGUCCAACUGCCUGGAAUCCGUGAGUGGAUGGAUGGGAAGGAACAAGCUGAAGUUGAACCCUGAUAAAACCGAGAUGUCUGAAGAUGCAGAGAGGGAAGCAGGUGUGGGAGAUCUGGAGAGAGAAAAGGGUGAAGCUCUCACCAAGGAGGGGAGACCACGGGGGAAGAAAAGGUCUUUAGCUGCUGAAGGCAUCCUGAAGCCGGUGAAGCUCUGCAAGGCUGAACUGUAUAAGCAGCCCACUAACGAGGAGCUGAGCCGCUUGAAGGAGACAGAGAGUCUGUUCCAUUCCAGCCUUCUGCGUUUGCAGAUAGAGGAGCUUUUAAAAGAGGUGACGCUCAAGGAGAAGAGGAAACAGAAAAUCGACUCCUUCCUCCACGAAAUCAAUGCUUUGCUGAGCACAGUCCCAGAGGCCCCAGAAAAAGAUAUCAUUGACCAGUCAUGGCUCCCGAAAGGGGUGAAGGUGCCAUUCCUUCAGCUUCCUUCCAGCGUCAAGGGCAAAUUCCGCUUCCUCCCCCCUGCGGAAGUGAAGGUGGUGGGGAGUUACAUGCUGGGCACCUGCAUCAAGCCCGAGGUUAAUGUGGACGUGGCGCUGACCAUGCGCAAGGAGAUCUUCCAAGACAAGGACAACCUUAACCAGCGCUACCACCGCAAGAGGGCUCUUUACUUGGCUCACGUUGCCUACCAUCUGGCUAAGAAGAAGAUCUUUGGGAGUGUGAAGUUUGCUUACGUAAAUGGCAACCAUCUGAAGCCAGUCAUACUCUUACAGCCACAAGGGAAAGACGUGAAGAUGGUCACGGUCCGCCUCUAUGCCUGCCCCGCCCAGGGCGUCUUCAAGCUCAGCCGCUUUCACCCCAACAAGAACAAUGUGCGCACUGCCUGGUUCACGGAAAAGGACUCCCUUGUACCAGUUACUGUAAACCGCCCAGAGAGCUUUGGCUAUGGGGCGGUAUACAAAUACAAUCAAUCAAUCAAUCAAUCAGCAAACUAUUGUAGAGUCUACUGCAUGCUAGCACAACCUUCAACAUCAAGUGACUGUAGAGCAGCAGAGCCACCAACCCCCCACUACAACAACUCCAUUUUGUGGGAUCUGGUGAUGGACUCUAACCUGCACUACCUCUCCGGGGCAGCCCAUGAUUUUCAAGGCAUGCGGGAUGGGGUGUCUCUCCUCAAAGUCUGGUUGCGUCAACGUGAGCUUGAUAAGGGCCUUGGGUGUUUCAAUGGCUUCAUGGUCUCCAUGUUGGUGGCAUACCUCUUGGACAAGCAAAAGAUCAACAAGGUGAUGAGUGGUUACCAGGUGUUGAGGAAUGUCCUUCAGUUCUUGGCUGCUACAGACCUCAGUACCUCUGGAAUCAGCCUUUCAAAGGAUGGCGAUGCCUUGCUGCCUACAUUAGCUGACUUCCACAGGGCAUUCCACGUGGUCUUUGUCGACCCUUCGGGGUUGGUGAACCUGUGUGCAGAUAUGACUGCCUCCACAUAUAAGCAGGUUCAGUUUGAAGCCAAGCACUCGAUGGAGGUUCUGGAUGACAAAACAGUGGAUGGCUUCCAGUUGCUGCUCAUGACACCCAAGCCUCUGAUCCGAGCCUUUGACCACGUGUUCCACCUCACGCAUGCCUCGAAGCUACAGGCAGCCUCCAAGAAGAUGCAGCUUCUGAACGAACUGAUAGACCAUGGUGGGAAUUAUGCGGCUGCGGCUCUGCCUCUCCUCAUCAGGUUGCUGGAAAGUGGGCUGGCCCAGAGGAGCCUCCUGCUCACACAUAGUCUACCCCAGACUCCGCCGUGGCCCAUCGAUGCUGAUCCCCCAAAGCACAAAGAUGUCGGGUCUCUUUCAUUUGGGCUUCUGCUGACCCCCGAUUUUGCUAGCGGGAUCUUGGAGAGGGGGCCUGAGGCAGACAGACCCGAGGCAGUGGAGUUUCGACAGUUCUGGGGAGAGCGGUCAGAGCUGAGGCGUUUCCAUGAUGGUGCCAUCUGUGAGGCUGUUUUGUGGGAUGCCCCAAACAUGAACCAGAAGCGGCUUAUUCCAGAACAGAUAAUUCGUCACCUCUUGAAGUUACACAUGGACAUUCCAGAAUCUUCCAUCUGCUAUGCAGGUGCCCUGCUGGAGUCUGUGAUCAAACUGGGGCGUGAGCCAACAGGUACUGGCGAGGAGGCCAUGGUGAGAGUUGUCCGUUCUUACGACGACCUGAGUCGCAAGCUGUGGAACCUGGAGGGGCUGCCGCUCACGGUGACAGCAGUGCAAGGAGCCCACCCGGCCCUUCGAUACACCGAUGUCUUCCCUCCAGUGCCCAUGAAACCAGAUUACGCCUACCAUGCCAGGACCAAGGAUCGGGAAUCGCUUCUGCCCUUGGCAGAGAAGCCCUGCCCGGCGUAUAUUCCCCCAAUGAAAGUGAUAUGCCACAUGGAAGGGAGUGGCCAGUGGCCUCAGGACAAGGAAGCCAUCAAACGCGUCAAGGCCGCCUUCCAGGUGCGGCUGGCAGAACUUUUGCACCAGCAGCACCGUCUGCUAUGCAGGCCUUCUCCAACCCACACAGAUGUGUACAAGGACGGCUAUGUCUUCCGUCUCCAGGUGGCUUACCACCGAGAGCCCCAAAUCCUGAAGGAGGUAGUCACCCCCACAGGUAUGCUGACACACCAGGACACCAAGGAAUCCCAGAGGCUGGAGAUGGAGACGCUGCAUUUGCCGUUUUUAACCAGCUCUCUUCACGGCCUCCAGCAGCAACAUCCUGCUUUCAGUGGCUGCUGCCGUCUCGCCAAACGCUGGAUCAGCGCUCAGUUGCUGAGCGACAGCCUCUCGGAGGAAUGCGUGGACUUAUUGGUGGCCUCCCUCUUCCUGUGCCCAGCGCCUUUCACCGCACCCAGCUCUCCCCAAGUGGGCUUCCUUCGGUUCCUCCUACUACUCUCCACUUUUGACUGGAAGAACAGCCCCCUCAUCGUGAACCUGAAUGCCGAACUGAACGAUGCAGAUUAUGUGGAGAUAAGGAACAAUUUUGUUGCUGCCCGGCCUCACCUCCCCGUCGUAUUUAUCGCUACCCCCAGAGACCGGCAGAACUCGUUGUGGACCAAGGAGAAGCCUUCAGCACAAAUCCUACAGCGCCUCCUUGUGCUGGCUCUGGAGUCACUUCGGGCUUUGGAGAAGCAGCUCAUGGACCCUUUGGGAAGCCAGGAUGUAAAGAUGGUCUUCCGCCCACCUCUGGAUUUCUAUGAUGUCCUUAUCCACCUGAAUCCCAAGCAGAUUCCAAGGCACUUGGAGGCAGUAGACCGGCCGGCCAAGUCCUUCAGCCGGGGGAUGUUGAAAAGUGAUGCUGCCGUGAAUACCUUUGCUUUCCCAGUGGUGGAUUACGACCCAGUUCAAUUUUACCUCCAGGAGUUGCAGGAGGCCUUCAGUGGCCUUGCUCUGUUUUUCUAUGACAAGCACGGAGGGGAGGUCAUCGGAGUCCUCUGGAAGCCUACAGCCUUUGAGGCACAGCCUUUCAAGGCAUUGAACAUGAAAGGAAGGAUGGUGUCAGUGCUUGGCACCGAGCCUCUGACUGUUCCCAACGUGGAGGCCAUUUUGGAAGACUUCAAGAUCUUGGGAGAAGGACUAGUCAAAUUGGUAGAGGCUCGUAUAGAGAAAUGGUCCAUUUAGAAUCUUCUGGAACGUUGUGCCGCAUGUCUAAAGUGUUGCUCAUGGUGUGUUCCCACCCAUAACUUUUUCCGUUCAGAACUGUUUGAUAGGAAAGGUAUUUUUAUUACAUAGAAACCUCUCUCCAUCCUGUUUCCUCCUGUAGGCACAUCCAGUUUAGAUAGCCUUGGCGUCCCUUUCAAAGGACUCCGUUAUUCUACAAACCCUAUUAAACCCUUGUCGCCUUUUGAGGCUGAAGAAAUAAUUGGAAAGUUGCUCUUUGUUCAUCAAGAGGAUUUCUAAUUAAAACUUCACUCCCUUCCUAAAGCUGUCAGGGUGUGAAAUAAUUGUUUUCUCCAAAGCUUAUUGUGCUCUGGGCUGACACUGUUAUACUCAGGAUUGAAGUGUUUUCUCUGUCAUUAAGUGGAUUCAGGAUGUUCACACUGGGAGUGUCCACAUGUCACAUUCAAGGAGUGUACAAUCUUUGUUCUUAUAUACACAAAUAGUUGAGCUGUACACUAGAGUUACUCACACGCCAUGUUCAACAAGUACACAAUCUCUUUGCCUCUAUACACAGUAGUUAAGCUGUACAAAUGAACAAGUGUACUCUUUCACACAAACACAUGCACGUGUGUAGAGACAGCUUGUACAGUGUAACAUGGGGACAAGGUUAAUCUUAAAAGGCAAGGAUGUGGGCUGGAACAUCUCCCCUGCAUCCAAUGGCCACCCCAAAGCCUUCCAGUGACUGUAGUGGUUCUGACGGCCACUACAGGUGCUUAAAGCUUAUGAGUCUCCUCCUACCCUUAUGUUGCUUUGUGAUCCAGGCAAUGAACACCUACCUCUGUUCAGUUACACCUCCCUCCCCAGCAGCUUUACAUUGAUCUGCCCUGUCUCAACUGAUGGCAAGAGCAGUGAAUUGUGGUGGGUGGGAAAGGAAGGGAAAUGUCGGGGUGGGGAGGCAACUUCCCUUGUUCUCUCUGCAAGAAAAAGUGAGGCACUACUGGAAUGCUGUGUUAGCAGCAGUCACUCUUUCAGCGCUCAGAGUGCAGGUAAGGCAAAGGCUGGAAGGGGGAUCCUCCAGCUGCAGGCACCUGCAGUGACCAUCAGGAAAAUGCACCUACCUACCAUAGGAGUCUUCUGUAUCUGCGAUAGGCUGUUAAGAGGCUAUGUGUGGGCAGAGGCUGACCGAGAAAAAUCACCCUUGCUCUUCUGCAGGGUUGCAGACUGGCCAGACACCUGGGCAAGGACCUGACAAGCCGCCUGCCAUGCCAACGCUUGCACAGGAGCAAGAUACUUGGCAUAGUCCUCCUAGUACCGCUUCAGACUCUGUGUUUAGAAAUUCUGCACCAGGAAAAUCCAGUCUGUCACCUCCUGCCUAAAUGAUGCAAAUGCCCAUGCACUUGUUUUUGCAAAUUGUGUAAUUUAUUCUGCUUUUCCAAGCCAUGUUGAGGGUCAAAGGCACUCGGUCAUGCCUGCACAUCUCCUUGAGAACCCUCCUGUUGCCUCUACACUUUCCUUUUAAAUGAGCACAGAAGCUUCCAGAAUGAAGAUGGUGCUCAUUUGCAAAAUACACACAGUUCUGCACUCAGACACUCAUCUUACAAUUUUCUCUGUGAGCCUCAAGCCCUCAUAGUUUUGUGGUUGAUAUUGUUGCAUCAUGUGGUGGUUUCAACGUUAGUUAAUGUUUUGUGGUUCCACAUGAAGUAGGAAAUGGGGAAAUGUGUCAGGGGAGGAAGGCACACUUGGUCCUGUUGAUCUAAAUACACUUCUGGGAGGCCCAUGUCAGUGGUGGGCGUGACCAGAGGCAAAAGUGGGUGGAGCAAUAAAUGUAAAUUUUACCUGCGUACAGUAGGCUUGUUUCUGCACACACUCACACAACCCUCUGUCCUACAUCCAGACAAGCAAGAGGCAUGAUCAAAGCAUAGAGAGACCUGGAGGGGCACAUUUGGCCCCUGGGCCUUAGGUUCUACACCCCUGCGUUAAGACAACUUACCCUGGAUAUUUUGCUGCUGUGCACUGUUGCAUCACCAUAACUCAUGGCAUUACACCUGCACAAGAGCCUUGUGACAAUGCCUAUAUAUGCAUUUUCUGCCUUCUGCAGAAGACAAUCGAUGAGAUCAUGCUCUAUGUUCAUCCUUCCCAGUAAAAGAAACUAGGAAGGAGUGACUUCUUUAAAUAUACACUUAAGUACAGACAGAAGCUGUUAAACACUGCCAAAUAUGACUUGUUAUUAACUCUUUUACACCAUAUAUACAGUGCAAGCAAGAAAUGGCUUCAGUGUGGGAGGCAAGACUUUUUUGUGAUGUUCUGUGGCUUCGAUUUUGUAACAAACUGCAACAGGAAAGACAAUUAAUUUUUUUUAAAAAUUGCAGGUGUCAAAAUUGACAUUGAAACACCCGGACUGAACUGGCAAUGUCUACAGUAGCUUGAGCUGUGAAACCAACUGCUAGCUGGGGGUGAUGGCAAUGAUAGUCCAAAACAUGUGGAGGGCACCAGGUUGGCAAAGGCUGGCCUAGUUCCCGUCUCACCUCUGCCAUGAUUUCAUUAGGUGGCCUUGAGCAUGUCAGCCUCAGUCUCCGCCUGCAGUGUCAGAAUCAUAAUAUGCAUUCCACAAUCCACUCCAAAGUUUUGGCAGAGUGGGAUGAAAUCCAUUAGAGUUGUUUUGGAAUGGAAUCAAGUGGUUCUACUCACCCCUAUUAAUUUCCUAGAUAGAUAGAACACCUGGCUUGGAUAUAUACAAAACUGAGCUUUAAACUCUGCUUGGCUAUGAAGUUCUCUGGGUUGUUAUAGGCAAAAUCUAGCACCUGUCAAAGGAGUUGGAACAAAUGAAAGAAUGAGAAAACUGUUGUAUGCAGAGGAUUGUGUCCUGUAUCAAGGUAAUGACAUUUUGUACAAAGAAA